AAGAGAGAGGCCACCAUGUCCUCUUGGAGCCCAGAGCGAAACCAGAGCCCAAGGGGCCUGGACCCCCAUUUUUCUAGAACCCUGUUCCUUCUGCUACUAAUUGUGGCCCCCUUAGCCCAAGGGGUCACCCCAGACCCUGAAGCCUGCCAAGUGUUCCAGUCAGACAACGGCAGCUCCAUCAACUGCCACCCACCUGCCAAAGUCCCCCAAUACUUCCCAGCCGACACCAUUUACCUGUCUGUGGAGUUCUUCAACCUCACCCAGCUGCCACCUGACACCCUCCAGGGCAUCCCUAACCUCCAGGAACUGCACCUUUCCAGCAAUGGGCUGGAGAGCCUCUCAGCCAACUUUCUGUUGCCUGUGCCUCAGCUGAAGGUGCUCGAUCUAACCCACAACGCCCUGACCAGGCUGCCCCCAGGCCUCUUCUGGGGCUCAGCCGCCCUCCACACCCUGGUGCUGAAGGAAAACCAGCUGGAAGUCCUGGAAACCUUGUGGCUGCAUGGCCUGAAAGCCCUGAGGCAUCUGGACCUAUCCGGGAACCACCUCCGGACACUGCCCCCCGGGCUGCUGGCCAAUUUCACCGACCUACGCAUCCUUGACCUUGGCAAUAACCAGCUGGAGACUUUGCCCCCUGACCUUCUGAGGGGCCCAGUGAAGUUGGAACGGCUGCAUCUGGAGGGCAACAGAUUACGAGUACUCGAAGAGGGCCUGCUGGUACCCCAGCCAAACCUGCGCUACCUUUUCCUGAAUGACAACCAGCUGACCAUGGUGGCGGCCAGCGCCUUCCGAGGUCUGAAGCAGCUGGACAUGCUGGACCUCUCCAACAACUCACUGACCAGCGUGCCCAAGGGGCUCUGGACAUCCCUGGGGCAGCCUGGGGCAGCCCGGGAUAUGAAGGAUGGUUUUGACAUCUCCGGUAACCCCUGGAUCUGCGACCAGAACUUGGACGACCUCUAUCAGUGGCUUGUGGACAAUAAAGACAAGAUGUUCUUCCGAAAUAACACAUGCUGCACUGAGCCUACAGCUAUGAAGGGCCAGACACUCCUGGCCGCAGCCAUGUCCCAUGUGAAGCCUACGGCUGGGGUAGAGAUGGGUGGGAACAGCCUGGCAGAACACUGCACCCCACUAGGCAAUUAAUCCUCUUGUAAGGGUGAGGCAGGCUUUCCAUCAUUGCCAGACCCAUUUUGCCCAUGCUUCCCAAAACACCUCUUAGGCUUGCCAACAUCCUUGCCUUUGCUCAAGCUGUACCCUCUUCCAGGAGUGCCCGCCCCAUUUCCCAGAUCUCUGGGAGAUCUCUGGUGUCCCAAGUCCCUCAGCUCCCUUUCCCUCUCUCUGGCACAGUCCUGACCACACUGAAGCUGUCUCUAUCUGGCUCUGCCUCCCCCAGUUUGGGGGGCUCUUUAAGUACAGGGCCUGGGGCUGAGUUGCCUCUUACUCAUCACUCAGUUAAGUGUCGGACCUGAGGAGUUUAAUAAAUAAUUGUCAAGCAGAAUUGGACAAAUUGGCAUUCACUGUAUUCCUGCACCUCCCAAGUCAACUUCCUAAGUCUCCAGGAUGGACGUAGAAAAAAAGGGUUUGGGGUGCUGGACUUGAAAUCCAAAAUGGGUGGCAACUGGGAUCUAAUGGCCCGUUGCUGCUUCUCCUUCUCCCUCCUAGUCUGAGGCUUAACUGGGAAUAAAACCCUGACCAUUGCCCAGUGUAUCAUUUUACUGGUGGAUUUCUGCCAAAGCUUGUGCCCUGGGGAAGGCUUAAAUUAAACCAGAUUGCUUCAGGUCUCCAAACAAUUUGUCAUGCUGGCCAGUGAUAACCCAGGGGGCAGCCACCCAGGGCAAGUGUGGGCAGGCUGGAUAGGGCUGAACAGAUGGGGAAGAAGCCCAGGGGGCUGUGUUCUCACAACUCAGAACCUGGAGCCACCCGCUAACACAAUGCUGGGCAUAGUGAGGGCCAGGGUCAGAUCUGGGGGCCUGGGGAUGUUUGGGCCAUGAUCAGUUUUUUCAGCCCCCUGGAAGGAGUGUCAUGCCCACACUAGUGAUCAUUCCAGGUGUGAUGAUGAAAAAUCCAGGGUCUGGAGCCUGGCAGAGCUAGGUUUAAAUCAAAUCCCUCAAUCACUGUGGGAUCCAGGGGUUGAAGCAUUCUGAACCUCAGUUUGCUCAUCUGUAAAACAGGGAUCUGAGGGAAUGGGCUGGCCUGGCUCCUAGUUUAGUUAAGUGGCAGAUUUUUAAAAAUAGAAAGAGCCCUGGCCAGGUAACUCGGUUGG
This is a messenger RNA of Molossus molossus (Pallas's mastiff bat), 2257 nucleotides long. RefSeq names its product leucine rich alpha-2-glycoprotein 1 (gene LRG1). The coding region runs from base 16 to 1137 and encodes 373 amino acids. Gene Ontology annotation, cellular component: extracellular matrix. NCBI's taxonomy places the organism in Eukaryota, Metazoa, Chordata, Mammalia, Chiroptera, Molossidae. The record is from RefSeq and is a predicted model, not a curated record. Gene Ontology annotation, molecular function: protein binding. The transcript has 2 exons.